AUGGGUAUUCAAUUGAUGGGGAUUGCUCAUGCCAAACAAAAGCUCCAACGCAGUCUUUCAGCUAAAAUUGCAAGUGUUUUGGCUACUUCUUACAAUGUUCCCAAAGGUCACAUUGCUGUCUACGUUGGAGAAGGCUACAGAAAGAGAUUUGUGAUUCCAAUAUCAUAUUUGAACCACCCUUUGUUCCUGGAGCUGCUUAACCGUGCAGAAGAGGAGUUCGGAUUUGAUCAUCCAAUGGGUGGUCUUACAUUACCCUGCACUGUAGAGUACUUCACUAGUCUAAUUUCAGUUUUGAGUUGCUCGUAA
Messenger RNA from Hevea brasiliensis (rubber tree), 306 nucleotides. RefSeq names its product auxin-induced protein 15A. Gene Ontology annotation, biological process: response to auxin. Lineage: Eukaryota; Viridiplantae; Streptophyta; Magnoliopsida; Malpighiales; Euphorbiaceae. The record is from RefSeq and is a predicted model, not a curated record. Bases 1 to 306 code for a protein of 101 amino acids. The transcript has a single exon.